CAGCCUGGCGCGCGCCGGCCGGGCCGCACCGCUGCGGGCUCCGCACGCGCGGGCCAUGUCCGCCUUUUGCCUGGGCUUGGCUGGCCGCACUUCAGCACCCGCUGAGCCGGACAGCGCCUGCUGCAUGGAGCUGCCCGCCGCGGCCCCGGACGCUGUCGGGAGUCCCGCCGCCGCCGCCCUCAUCUCCUUCCCCGGGGGCCCUGGGGACCUGGAACUGGCUUUAGAGGAGGAGCUGGCGCUGCUGGCGGCCGGGGAACGGCCGUCCGACCCCGGGGAGCAUCCUCAGGCCGAGCCCGGGCCUCCGACCGAAGGGGCCGAACUGCAGCCGCCGCCUGCCCAGGAUCCCGAACUGCUGUCAGUGAUCCGGCAGAAGGAAAAGGAUUUAGUGUUGGCUGCCCGACUGGGCAAAGCGCUGCUCGAGAGGAACCAGGACAUGAGCCGGCAGUACGAGCAGAUGCACAAGGAGCUGACGGAUAAGCUGGAGCACUUAGAACAAGAGAAACAUGAACUAAGAAGACGAUUUGAGAACCGAGAAGGGGAGUGGGAAGGGCGUGUGUCUGAGCUGGAGAGUGAUGUGAAACAGCUCCAGGAUGAGUUGGAGAGGCAGCAGGUUCAUCUACGGGAAGCAGAUCGAGAAAAGACACGGGCUGUCCAGGAAUUAUCAGAACAGAACCAAAGGUUAUUGGAUCAGCUUAGCAGGGCAUCAGAAGUUGAGCGAAAACUCUCCAUGCAAGUCCAUGCCCUCAGAGAAGACUUUCGGGAGAAAAACUCAUCAACCAACCAGCACAUCAUCCGGCUCGAAAGCCUUCAGGCCGAGAUCAAGAUGCUGUCAGAUCGGAAACGGGAGCUGGAGCACCGUCUCAGCGCCACCUUAGAGGAGAAUGACCUGCUCCAAGGGACUGUGGAGGAGCUACAGGACCGGGUGCUGAUCCUGGAGAAGCAGGGCCAUGAUAAAGACCUCCAGCUGCAUCAGAGCCAGAUGGAGCUCCAGGAGGUGCGGCUCUCUUACCGACAGCUGCAAGUGAAGGUGGAGGAGCUCACCGAGGAGAGGAGUCUGCAGAGCUCUGCCGCCACCAGCGCCUCCCUCCUGUCCGAGAUAGAGCAGAGCAUGGAGGCCGAAGAGCUGGAGCAGGAGAGAGAGCAGCUGAGACUGCAGCUCUGGGAAGCCUACUGCCAGGUUCGCUAUCUCUGCUCACACCUCCGCGGGAACGACAGCGCUGACUCUGCCGUCUCCACUGACUCCUCUAUGGACGAGUCUUCAGAAACCUCAUCUGCCAAAGAUGUGCCAGCAGGCAGCCUGCGCACCGCCCUCAGCGAGCUCAAGAGACUGAUACAGAGUAUUGUGGAUGGCAUGGAGCCCACGAGCUCUCGGAGAAUUGACGAUGUCUCCUUAGAAGAACAGAUAAGGCAGACCAGUGAGGAUUCGAGAGCCCUAAGGGAACUCAUGGAGGGAGAGAGGGGUAAACUGAGGCAGAGCCUAGAAGAGCUGCAGCGGCUCCACAGUCAGGUGACACUGCUGAGUGUGGAGAUGACUGCACUGAAGGAGGAGAGAGACCGACUCAGAGUGACAUCUGAGGACAAGGAACCAAAGGAGCAGCUUCAGAAGGCCAUCAGGGACCGGGACGAGGCCAUCGCAAAGAAGAACGCUGUGGAGGUGGAACUCGCCAAGUGCAAAAUGGAUGUGAUGUCUCUGAACAGCCAGCUGCUGGAUGCUAUUCAACAGAAACUGAACCUCUCACAGCAGCUUGAGGCUUGGCAGGAUGACAUGCACAGGGUCAUUGACCGGCAGCUGAUGGACACACACCUGAAGGAACAGAGCCGGCCUGCUACUGCCCUCUCCAGGGCGCAUGGCUCGGGGCGCACGGACGAGCCCAGCACCGCUGAGGGCAAACGGCUCUUCUCAUUCUUCAGGAAAAUUUAAGCUGGGAGGAGUCAGGCCAGCAAGGAUGGGUGCACUGGAGGCGACUGAAAAGGGCAUGUAGGCGAGGGCUCAGCCCACCAUGUUUACAUGCCGGCCCCCCAGCCCCAUGCCAGGCUCAGGGGGUGCACUGCCCACCCGCACUGGGGCCAAACCAUCCAGGAAGGCCUGCUCCGCCUCUGAAGGCUGCCCCCAACAGAGGGACAGGCAGAAGCCUUGUCCCCACCGCCUGGCCACACCCAGCCUGGGCUUCCCCAGGAUCUGCUGCUGUCAGCAGGCUCAGCCUGCCUCCAGAGUAGCCCCUUGGUUGGGCUCUGCUGCUCAGACCUGACAGAUCACAGCGCACCCCCGCCUUCCCCUUGGUGGCUCCCGUGCCCAACCCCAAGCACCGCCACCCUUGUGUUUUGGAAUACGGGGAUUGGGGAACAGAAGAGAUGGAGGCCCUUUCUGCAUGCCUCAGGAGGCCCUUGCUAUCCCCAGCUGGCCUGAGCCGUGGGGGCCGGGUUCUGCAGGGCAACAGGCCCAGGCCCAAACCCCAUCCUUCUGCAGCCCCUGGCCCAGGAAGGAGGCGGCUCCUCACCCACGUGCAUGCACCUCUGCCCCCAGGCCAGGAACCCCAGCCUCCGGCCUGCCAGCUGGGGCUAUCCUAUGCUCAACCACAGUUGGGCCCUGCCAGGGUUUGGCUGAGGCCAUCCUAAGCUCAAGAGGAAGAAGGUCCUGUCCCCUCCCCACCCCCUUGGACAUAGGCCCUCUGCAGGCUCAGCCCUUCCCUUCCUUGGGCCAGGGCUGGGAGGGGGGUCUCCUCUUCCCACAGCACCCCACCACUACCACUCUGCUCAUACAUACAAGUUCUUGGCUUGGCCAAAGCAAGUCCAGGCUCCAGAAUGGCCCCAGAGGGGUCUGCAGUCAGCCACUGCACCUUAAAAGGCAAUGUUGGCAUCACGGGGUGGACACCUCCAGAUACUGCCCACCAGGCCCCCAGAAGGACAAACCUGGCAACCUGCUGCUCCUGCUCCUUCCUCAGCGGCCACUUCACCUUCUCUGCUGAGCCCCCAACUCUAGACUCAAGAGGCACCCAGGCUGAGGCAGCCCACAAGCUGCUUUACAAAAGAUCAUCUCCCUCCCUCACGGGAAAAGCACAGCAGGGAUGAGUGGAAAGAAUGUACCUAUAGAUAUGUACAUACCACAGUGCUGUAAUUUUGUAUGUAGCAAUCAUGUAAAUACAUGUAUGGAUUUUAUAAUAUACAUAUUAUAUAUGAAUCUAUAAAGGCAUAUUUUUAGAAAAACAGCGCACCACUGCUUCUUUUGAAAAUAGUCUAAGAAUAAAAUGAAUUUCUACAGA
This is a messenger RNA of Phacochoerus africanus (Common warthog), 3260 nucleotides long. RefSeq names its product BICD family like cargo adaptor 1 (gene BICDL1). Lineage: Eukaryota; Metazoa; Chordata; Mammalia; Artiodactyla; Suidae. Gene Ontology annotation, biological process: vesicle transport along microtubule; Golgi to secretory granule transport. The record is from RefSeq and is a predicted model, not a curated record. The transcript is spliced from 10 exons. Bases 56 to 1921 code for a protein of 621 amino acids.